Messenger RNA from Elgaria multicarinata webbii, 3713 nucleotides. It is a transcript of the gene PCYOX1, whose product is annotated as prenylcysteine oxidase 1. The coding region runs from base 1 to 1497 and encodes 498 amino acids. Gene Ontology annotation, molecular function: prenylcysteine oxidase activity. Gene Ontology annotation, biological process: prenylcysteine catabolic process; prenylated protein catabolic process. The record is from RefSeq and is a predicted model, not a curated record. Lineage: Eukaryota; Metazoa; Chordata; Lepidosauria; Squamata; Anguidae. The transcript is spliced from 6 exons.
AUGGCCGCCGCCGCCGCGCGCCUCCUGCCGCUGCUGCUGCUGGCCUGCCUGUGGCGCGGGGCCGCGCCGGGGACCCCGGAGCUGCGCCGCCCGCCCGCCCGGAUAGGUGUGAUUGGAGCUGGCAUUGGAGGGACAUCCGUGGCCUAUUUUCUGCGACAGAAGUUUGGUAAAGACGUCCGCAUUGACGUAUUUGAAAGAGGAGAGGUCGGGGGCCGUUUGGCUUCUAUCAACCUGGAAGGAAAAUACUAUGAAGCCGGAGGAUCGGUCAUCCACCCCCUUAAUCUACACAUGAAGCAUUUUGUCAAAGAGCUAGGACUUUCUGCUCCUCUGUGUCAAGGUGGACUCAUGGGUGUUUACAAUGGAGAUGAGUUUGUCUUUGAGGAGAGCAGCUGGUACAUUUGGAAUUUUCUCAAGCUCAUCUGGCAUUAUGGACUGAACGCCCUGCGAAUGUACAUGUGGGUAGAAGAAAUCUUGGACAAGUUCAUGAGGAUCUAUCGUUAUCAGUCUCAUGACUACGCCUUCAGCAGCAAUGAGGGUUUGCUUCAUGCCCUCGGAGGAGCCGACUUCAUUCAGUUGCUGAAUCAGACCAUUGACGAGUCCAUGCAGAAGGCUAGUUUCUCCCAGAAGUUCAUCAAUGAGAUGGUGACUCCAGUCAUGAGAGUUAACUACGGACAAGGCACUAGCAUCAACGGCUUUGUGGGUGUAGUAUCUUUGGCAGGUGCUGACUCAGGACUUUGGUCAGUGGAAGGUGGCAACAAACUGGUAUGCACUGGCCUUCUUUCUGCUUCUAAGGCACAACUGAUUCCUGGCACUGUUAUCUCUCUAGAAGAAAAAACACGGCAAAAUGGACGCUCAGGAGGUACCAUGAAGCAGUAUGAAGUCCUCUACAAUUCUACGGCAGGGCGAACGUCAGAUCUGUAUGACAUCAUAUUGAUUGCUACCCCCUUGCACCGUAAAAUAGCUAACAUAACUUUCCGCAACUUUAAGCCACCCAUACCAGAUUUCUCUAGCCCUUACCAACAAACUGUGGCAACGUUUGUUCAUGGACACAUUAAUGCUUCUUUCUUUGGCUACCAGGAUCCUUCUCAGUUCUUGUUAAGUGCCAUUUUCACAACGGAAAACCCAAAGUUGUUUAUCAGUAGCAUAGGUAUUGUCUCUCCAGUUCAGGACAAAUUGCUGGGCCCUCCUGUUUGGAAAGUGUUCUCACCCCAGCCUUUGACCAAGGAGCAAAUGAACAUGCUUUUCUCAUCCUAUGAUUCCAUGGCGGUAAAGAAAUGGCUUGCCUACCCACAUUACAGCCCCCCAGAGAAGGUCCCGCCUGUCAUUCUACACGAUCAAAUGUACUUUGUCAACAGCAUAGAAUGGGUUGCCAGUGCUAUGGAAAUGAGUGCCAUCUCAGCCAAAAAUGCUGCUCUUCUGGCUUAUCAUCGCUGGUACAAUAAGGAGGACAUGAUUGAUCAAGAAGAUUUGCAUGAGAGGCUCAAAACAGAGCUCUGAGUUAGGAUACACUCUGCUGGAAGGAAACGUCUAGAGCCGUGUGUGACUUGUAAUGGCAUUGCUGGUUGAGCCUAAUUUGUUGCUGUAGUUUUAAAGAAAAACCAUUUAAAGAGAAUACUUGGCAAUGAACAGUACAGAUUUCCUGUAUCUGAGUGCAAGAAAAAUAAGUUGAUUACAAGCUGCCUUGAGUAAUGUACAUACAGCUCUCACUAAUUCUGAUGAGUAACAGGUAACGAUCAUAAUUCAACUUCUCCAAUAGCCUCUAAGUUGAAAAUUCUUGGGCAGUGGUCCCAUAAAAGCUCCCACCUUGCCCUUGAGAGAAAGUAGCAUUUUUUUCAAACUACUGCAGAUCCAUGUGGUGUGGCUCCUACUGAAAGCUUUUAGUAUAAAGAACACUUACAGGAAAAGCAUGGCAUAGAGGAAGUUUAUGGAAUUUACUUCAUGAAUAUAAUAUGCAAAAGAUGCAUAUUCAUGACGAGUGAAAAAUCAGGAAUUCACAGGAAAGGACCUGCAAAAGGAGGUUUAGUGAGAUUAAUUGAAAUUGUCAUAAUUAUGCUUUUGUUUCUUUUUAAGCUUAAAGUAGCCAGGAAAAUUGCAUUAGCAGGUGGUCUUCACUACUCUUUAAAAAGUAUACUAAAUCACACAGAAUGAGUGUCAAUUGUUUUGCUGUGUAAAUAUGCAUCUCCCUUACCAACAUUUUCGGUCGAUAUCAGACAGUGGAAGUUAAUAAGGUUUAUUUUGCUUAGAUACAGCUCUGCCAUUAAAAUACAAAAAUUCAGUUCCACUGUUUGACAACUGAGGGGGUUGUAUUUUGUACAGUUUACUCUUAUUUGUAAGUUAGUGUUCACCACAGGUACCUAACCUGUUGGCAGUCAUGUUCUAGAAGGGGCAACUAUGACUGCUGCAAGCGAAAUUAAGUGAAGAGUACUUUUAAGGCUUAAACAACUUUAAGUCUACUAAAAGCAGUAUGAUCAGAUAAUCUUAAACGCAUUUACUGUAGUUUAUUUGAACUUCAAGCACAAUACUGCUAGUUGUAUUUUGGGCAAAAUGAGGAGUAGCAACAUGCCUGGUAAGAGAACACACUGCAGUUAUGCAUACUGACCUUUUACUAUUGCAAGUGGAAAGAGAAAGCAUGAAUGAAUUCUGAUGGUAUUUUUAGUCUGGCGAUGAAAGAGAAGGCUCAAGGAUUUAGAGUGGGGUCACCAGGCUUAUUCUGGUGACAACCCGGUGUCCUCCAGAUGCUUCUGACUAUAAUUCCCAUUACUCCCUAACCACCAAUCAUGCUGCCUAGAGCUUGUGGGAAAUGUAGUCCUAAACAACUGGAAGUUAACAGAUUGCCUAUUCUUCAUUCAACUGUACAUGCUCUCAAAGGGUAAACAGAAAAAAUUCUUUAUCCAUUUUGCUAGCUUUUCUGCUAUAUGCUUGUAGAAUUCAUUUGCUGUCCUGUUUAUCAGAUGAAAGCAUUUCAUGGAAGAAACGUUAGAUGUGAACAUUCCCAUGGCUACCCUUCUGUUGGUGCAUUGGCAAUUCAACUGUGCACAUUUCAUACCAACCUCAAUUAACUUGCAAAACCAGUAAAACAUGCCAGUACAAUUUUAACAAUUUAUUUAAAAAACACACAAGGCAUGUAGAAUCCACAAUACAAAUAGAAUCCACAAUACAAAAAGACAUCUUCACUGCAGCAAGACCCACUGGUUCAUUUAGACUCGUUCCAAGGCUUCUAGCAUAAUAAUGCUGUUUCCUCGUAUUACCUAAAAAUCAAAAUGCUGAAGUUAAGUGGUGGUCAGUUAUCACUAACUGAUUAAGGAGGAAUUUAAAGGGGAGACUGUCUCAUAAAUACACCCGUUUCCAAAAUCAGACUAUGUUGGAUAAUACUCCCUGAGGCAGCAUUUCCUAUGUUGGACCACCCCCACUAAAAAGGCUCUCUAAAAUUCCAAUGGGUGGGUAGGUAGGAGGCUGGCUUUUUCACACACACCUCAUUGCACUUAUUUCAGCCUUCUCCACCAACGAUUCGAAGAGUUCAAAAAUUUGACAAGAUCCACAAGUACCUUUGGUUUCAAGGUUAACUGCAAUUCUCUUAUUCUGGCCCAUUCAUUUCUCAAUGUUUUAGCACAGAAAAAUGCUUGAAGUGACCCCAGUUUAAAAAAGGGAUGCGGACAAAAAUGUUACAAAAUUGUCUUGAUAUCUGAUAAAAUUAUCUUGAUAUUUGACAUAAA